AUGCAAAACUCGUCGACAGCCCAACUCAGCCAACCAUACCGGAGCCCAUCGAACAGCCCCUCAUCGGUGAGCAUACACUCAAAAUUCUUGGCCAACUAUAAGCAACGGGACGUUUCGCCCCAAUCGCCGCCACUAUCGCCGGCCGACUCCGACCUCUCCGACCACAACCACUACACGGUGUCGCACAACCAGCACAACAACCAUCAGCGGCAACACCACCGGCCACAACAGGCCGCCAAUCAUAACCAACACCCGGUGCUACCGGUGCCCCACCGGCCGCCCAGCUCUACGUCUAGUGUUGGUGACCGCGAGAGCCGGUGCUCCGACUCGACCGUAGGCGACAGUUGUCGGCCACAAUCGGCCGCCAGUCGCUCGCCAUCGCCGGCCAACUCACACGCCUCGUCGUCGACGGCCGCCUCGCGGCUGAAGGCCAACGGCGAGUCGGGCGGAGGCAAGUCCUCGGAGCCCAACCCCUGUGCCGAGCUCUGCAAACCGCGAUGCAAUUGUCCGGAGCUCGAGCGGGUCGAGUGUCGGCUCGAGAAUAAGGACCUGUGGGACAGGUUUCACGAGUUGGGCACCGAAAUGAUCAUCACUAAGACCGGCAGGUAU
This is a messenger RNA of Medioppia subpectinata, 609 nucleotides long. The record is from the annotation of a GenBank genome assembly. NCBI's taxonomy places the organism in Eukaryota, Metazoa, Arthropoda, Arachnida, Sarcoptiformes, Oppiidae.